AUGGUUGCAAUCGAACAUCGUCAAAAGUCAUCGACAGCAGCAACAGCAACAGCCACAGCGACAUCAGCAACAACAAUCAACAUAGCCGUACUAUCGCCAACAUCGUCCGCCUCAUCAGCAUCGGCUGCUUCGAAUACCACUACGACGACCACUUCGAGCAUUCAACAACAGCAGCAGCAACAACAACAGCAAGAGCAGCAGCAGCAAUCACAUAAAAGUCUCGAGGAGAAGAAGCAAUUGGUUGAAGAGGUAUUGAAAUCGAAUCCAAAAUCACCCAUACAAAAGCAGUUAAGCAAAACCGAUAAAAUGUCACAGCUGGAAUCACCCGCCGAUACAAAAAAUGCGGAGAAACAACAGCAAAACAAGGAUGGCGGUGCAGUCUCGAAGAGUGCGGUUAGUCAGCGUAAUGUCGAUAUAAAAAUUUCCAAAAAAUCGAAUUUGGAUGCAGCUACCAAGGAGCUUACGAAAAAGGUACUCAAGCUGGAUUUGACGGGGAAGGAUUUGGAUGAGUUCUCCAUUAAAUCGCCCAAAUCGCCAAUAGGUGAGUAA
This is a messenger RNA of Rhagoletis pomonella (apple maggot), 549 nucleotides long. RefSeq lists its product as uncharacterized. The transcript has a single exon. Lineage: Eukaryota; Metazoa; Arthropoda; Insecta; Diptera; Tephritidae. The coding region runs from base 1 to 549 and encodes 182 amino acids. The record is from RefSeq and is a predicted model, not a curated record.